AAUUUAGUUCCUAUUUUACCCUCCGGUCACCUUUCAAUCAUCUUCUGGGACCAUCCUUUAUUAAGGCGUCUGACAAAGUAGCAUCUUCUUCAGGUACACCAUCUUCACUCCUUUCCGAAUCAUUGUUCCCAACAAUGGACGCCAUUUCUUCCCCUUUCCUCUCCGGCGGAAACCUCCUCCUCUCUACGCCGAUCUCCAAGUCCAGGACCGCCGUUUCGACCGCGAUAUGCUCUGUACUCGCCGAAGAAACCCCAAGAACCGUUAAAAAACCCGCCUCCCGACCAGAUGCUGAUUUUCCAUCGCCGUCUUUGUCCCAGCGAGCUACUCCCCCUCCGGCGGUGGCGAAGGGCUCUUCCGCCAGACGUGUCGAGCCAUCUGUACCGGCGAGCAUCUUCAAUGCCUUUGAUGACUUGAUCAACAACUUCAUAAACCCGCCGGCGAAUCCGUCGACGGAUCCACGAUACGUCCUUGCUGACAACUUUGCUCCCGUCGACGAGCUUCCACCGACGGAGUGUGAUGUCAUUCAAGGUUCGUUGCCUUCAUCUCUCAAUGGUGCGUAUAUUCGUAACGGCCCGAACCCUCAAUACCUUCCCCGUGGGCCCUACCACUUGUUCGACGGCGAUGGUAUGCUUCACUCUCUUCGAAUCUCCAACGGCCGUGCCGUUCUGUGCAGCCGUUAUGUGAAAACGUACAAGUACACUUUGGAGCGUGACGCUGGACAUCCUNUCCCCAACGUAUUCUCCGGCUUCAAUGGCCUCAUCGCCUCCGCCGCACGCGGCGCCGUUACCGCCGGUCGGAUGUUUACCGGCCAAUUUAAUCGCAAUGGGAUUGGUCUUGCAAACACUAGUUUGGCCUUCUUCGGUGAUCGUCUUUACGCCCUAGGUGAGUCCGAUUUACCGUAUCCAAUUCGAUUGACUCCAAACGGCGACAUUGAAACUCUCGGCCGCCAUGAUUUUGACGGAAAGCUUUCCAUGAGUAUGACUGCUCAUCCAAAAAUCGAUUACGAUACGGGUGAGGCAUUUGCGUUUCGGUAUGGUCCUCUGCCUCCGUUCUUAACCUUCUUUCGAUUCGACAAGAACGGAGCCAAACAGCCGGAUCCCGAUGUGCCGAUAUUUUCGAUGAAUCGACCUUCGUUCCUGCACGAUUUUGCAAUUACUAAAAAGUACGCUGUAUUUACAGAGAUUCAGAUCGGAUUUAACCCUAUGCAAAUGAUAGUAGAAGGACGCUCUCCAGUUGGAGCAGAUCCUUCAAAAAUUUCAAGAAUAGGACUAAUUCCACGAUACGCUAACGACGAAUCGAAGAUGAAGUGGUUUGAUGUACCUGGAGUUAACCUGGUUCACGCCAUUAACGCUUGGGAUGAAGAUGACGCUGUGAUUCUGGUGGCGCCGAACAUUCUUUCCGUCGAACACACGAUGGAGAGGAUGGAUCUGGUUCACGCCUUGGUGGAGAAAAUCAGAAUCGACCUAAAAACAGGGAUAAUAACGCGGCGGCCAUUGUCGACCAGAAACCUAGACUUCGGAGUGAUAAAUCCGCUAUACGUCGGGAAGAAGAAUAGGUUCGUUUACGCCGGCGUUGGAGAUCCGAUGCCGAAGAUUUCGGGAGUUGUGAAGCUCGACGUGUCUCAGGAAGAACGCCGAGACUGUAUCGUCGCGACUAGGCUUUUCGGACCUAAUUGCUACGGCGGAGAGCCGUUUUUCGUGCCGAGGGAAAGGGAAAAUUCCGACGAAACGGCGGCGGAGGAGGACGACGGAUAUGUCGUCUCGUACGUCCACGAUGAAAACUCGGGCGACUCAAGGUUCGUAGUCAUGGACGCAAAGUCCCCGGAACUCGAGAUUAUCGCCACCGUGAAGCUGCCGCGGCGUGUCCCUUACGGCUUUCACGGCUUGUUUGUGAAAGAAAGUGACCUCUCUAAGCUAUAAAACGGAAGGUAUCUAAUUAGAUAAACACACGAAAUUUUAGGCCGAACCGGACUUUCGAACCAGACCGCUCGAGCCGGUUCUCCCUUGUUUUAUACAUAUAAAAAAAUAGAAAAAAAAGGGUAUUAAUAAAUCAUAUGCUCGACCCA
This is a messenger RNA of Cucurbita pepo subsp. pepo (vegetable marrow), 2065 nucleotides long. The record is from RefSeq and is a predicted model, not a curated record. NCBI's taxonomy places the organism in Eukaryota, Viridiplantae, Streptophyta, Magnoliopsida, Cucurbitales, Cucurbitaceae.